AUGAAUUCCCGCGAAACGUCGGAUUUGCCUCAGACGCCCUCGUACCCUGCGAACUCUGCGCAAGUCAACCAAAAUGCCAUAUACUUCGCCAAUCGUCAGCUUACUGCCGAUGAAAUAUUGACAGCAGAAUUAUCGCGCGAUGCUGCUGGUAACAAUCUUGGGGAUGGUUCGACUAAUGAUCAACAACAUAACAAUGCCUUUGCUUUCCCUCCCAAUCAGCAAGUCGGCGUCGAUCCGAAUCACGACCUGAGCUAUGGCGAUCAAAGUGCCCGUCGCAAACGAUCCAAGGUCUCCCGGGCUUGCGAUGAAUGUAGGCGCAAGAAAGUCCGCUGCGAUGCCACUUCAGAGUCCGGUGUUGAAACAUGCUCGAAUUGUCGUCGUCUUGGUGUCGCUUGCCAGUUCAGUCGCGUGCCUAUGAAGAGAGGACCUAGCAAAGGUUAUAUCAAGGAAUUAGCCGAGCGAUUGAACACUCUGGAGUCCCAAAUGCAACCGCCAAUGCCGCAGCAAGAUAUGCAGUAUCAGGGUAUGAGCGAGAUAUCGCCUCCGCGUGGAUACCACGAGUUUUCUCCUCCGAUUGAUGGGAACUUGCUGGGCCGUAAACGGACCUUUUCUAUGAGCGAAGGUAUUCACGGGCUGCCUUUGACUCAGCCUACAUUCACGCCUCGUGGCCAGGCGACAGUUGGUGAAACUGCCGUCAAUCUACCAGAGAGCUAUCCUCUGUUUGGCAUGCACCAACCACAACCCAAGCUGUCAGCGCCAUAUUGGAGUGAUGGACUUGAUCGCGACCACGAUCUGACGCUGCCUGUUGAGUCGGUCGUUGGAAUUCUGUCUCAGCCUGCCAACGACGACACGAAGCCUUUUGUAGUCGACGAAGGUGCAUUGAAAGCGUACUACGAAAAGAUUCACCCCAUACUGCCAAUACUUCCAAGCUCGAAAGAGCGAUUACACGCUAUUCUACAUAAAUGCAGUCGGACGUUACAGGAGGUCUUUUCCCACGCACUCUAUGCAGUAACCCAUACAAACACCGAUCGUGUGCGAGGCACUUUCACCGACGUCGGCUCUCUUGAAAGCGCUCUUGAUUUGGUUUCUGCACAUCUUCGUGAUCCGUACAAUUUGCGGAUAUUGCCCGUCAAUCUCGUCUGGAUUCAAACCUUGUCCUUCCUAGUCAUUGACUGCGACAAGCGUGGGCCUGAAAAUCUGCACGGACGAAACGGAAUACCAAAGCAGACUUUGGCUGAUCAUCUGAUGUCGUUGGCUUAUAGAGUUGCCAAGCAGUUCGACCAAAACCGUGAUCUAUUCCCGGAUUUCCAGGAUAUAGACUCCGAUGCCAAUGUCGCCCGCCGUGAUUGGUUUUCUGCAAGUAUUCUUUGUCGAUGGCAUCUCGUUGGUAUGGGCGAACGUGAUUUCGUGGAGGAUGAUUUUCAAGACAUCAAUCUACCUUCGGACUAUUCAUUUAUGGGCCCUGCCGCUGUGCAACUUACCUCAUAUUCAAGUGAACUGUCCGCGGCUCUGCGCAUCAUCGAGAUCGAUCACGACUCACUAUCGCUCAAUUCCAAAUUCAAAAAAGCAUCUCGCUCUUUACUAUUCCACCUCCUCAAAGUUGUGCUGGGCCACGAACAACGUCUUGCUAACACCGACGCUACACUUCUUCCAGCCGGUUAUAUCGAAGCUCUCGGACCACAAGUCUACUGGACAGUCAACCUCUACAUCACGCGCUUCCUUUACGUCUUCGCGCCUUACGAAGUCAUCCACUCAGCCGAAGCACUUGUGAAAGAAAUGCACAAAGACGUCCUUACGACUCGCAUCCUUUCGCCGAUUGACAUCUACUCCCUGUCCUUGGCCGUGAUUACGCUCCUAGAAGCAUCAAAACUGCCCCACUGCGCCGAAUUUUGCUGGAAAAUCCUCGGAGACGUCGAGCAGAUUCUAGACCGCCGGGCCCAAGCUACUGCUAACGCAGGCGAGUUUGAGGAUAUAUUCAGCACGCCUCAAUGGGAUCAGCAGCUUCGUGCUUGGAUUGCAGCUGAGAAAUCCGGUCAUUCUCUGAACAAGGAAAAUACAAGCACGGAAGAAACCGAAAACCAGUCCUCUACGAAUAACAUCAACCCCGUUACUAACAAUGCCAACAAUAACACCGUAUCGUCAUCGCAACCACCUCUCGGACUAAACGAGCAACGAUCCCUACAACAUCUAGCCGACCUCGCCGUCGGCGCAGAAGGCACAGCCACAAAUGAAGACGGCAGCGCGCCUCCUGCUCCGUCAACAUCUGCAUCCGGAUCAGCUGCCGCUGCCGCUGCCACUGGCACCGCGAACAAUAACGCAAUGGACAUCUCCAAUGAGGCUGGAUCAGGAACUGGACCUGGAAACGGCACCGCUCAACAGGGACAAACAGCAGCACCAACGACGACUGGAUUAGGUGGUGCGGUCAUGGUCGAUUUUGGCUCUGCGCUGAGGAGAGGGUUUAUGAAUAUUCUAAUGGCUGGGGAGUCUGCGACGGCGAAUUCUCAAAAUCCUCCUUCCAACAGUCGUCGCGACAGAAUUCUUCAGAAGAAGGCGAGAAUCCAACAACUGCUCGACCAACUACGUGCUGGACGCUCAGCAGACCCUUAUUUCGCGUACUACGAGCAACAAUUAGGCGAUAUGGCGUCUACGCGGUCUGGUCAUCGUGAAGGCCUUCGCCAGGCACCUAAGAUUAAUCAACCUUUCGUUCCAGACACGGCCCCAGUACGCCAGACACGUUCGGUCACCCAGCCAGCUACCUCAAAUCAAGAGACUCCAUUGUCGUAUACACCAAGCUUUCAGGCAACGGGUGCAGAAGGACCGAAUACAGUCGAGAGCGGCGAGACCCGCAUCGAUUCUCCUUUUGGCGAAGAGACUUUGCUUGUCUCAACCAGAGAUGUUUCCACGCCUGGCAACAGGCCUGAACAAUUCAGAAGACAAGGAAAAGAGGCCAAACAGUUCGACUAUCACGACCCGUAUUACCCACUGCAGUUCUUGGAAAUUGACAGAAGUCACGAUAUUUACCGCCGCGUUCUAAUGGGAUUAAUGUGUCCCGACCCUCAAGAGCAGGACUUCGCGUUAUUUCAUCUCAUCCAGAUAUCCAACACACGCGGUGACAAAUUUAGAUUUGAAGGGUUCCCCAUGUUAGCGGAACACUUAAUGUACAUCGCUAUCGGGGUUACCGAACUCUUGACUGGCGUACAGUGGGAAUGCGAGCACAAUCCAAAGUUAUUCCCUCUAAAAAAGCAUCGCAUGAACGUCCUGAACUCUUUCUAUGGAACGAAUGACAUCCUCCUACGCAUCGAGAAGCUUCCCAUCACUUUACCAGAUGAUACUCUUGAAGAUGAAGACUUCAGCAGUCGCCUUCGCCGGUGCAAGGAAGCCACUUUAGUCUUGCGCAACAUGUGCCUUCUCCCCGUGAAUGCCUACUACAUCUCAUGGGCCUGCAAGGGACUUAUACGGGACUUUAUCUGCAUUAUGACCAACCUUCCAAAACAGCCUCGCUUCAACGAGCUGAAGAACGAUGCUCUUGAUAUUGCUGAAGAGGUGACUAAGUACAUGCAUACUGCACGGUACGACCCAUUAUGCAUAUCUCUCUUCGAAUGUACAACCUCGCGUGACCGCGCUCACAUUAUCCGCGCUCUUUGGGCAAUCAUCCACUUCUCGUCUGAGAUCCCCGAUGCUAAGAAUCAGGCCAUGGUAGCCGUACCGCAUCACCUUGUUGCCAACCUUGCGACAUACCUACUGAUGGAACCGGACCCGGAAUUGCUCAGUAUUAUUAUGGACUUUUUCUACCAGUACACGCUUGAGCCGUCCAGUGCCCGGUAUCUUCCUUAUGUGGUGAAUAUUACGGUCAAUUUGAUCCCGAGAUUGGUCAACCUACUUUCCUACGACGCGGUUGAUGUAAUAGAAGAGGUGGAGGUACUGCCAGAGCAGAUCGCACCGGCUUCUACCACAAUUCCAAAGGUGCCACAAGAGCUUUCCAGACAGUUGAUGGCUUUGGCCGAACCAGAACGUAGCUCUCAAUGGCUUCGCUGCUGCUUCGCUGAGGAUCCUGAAUGCGAGAUCACCCAGAUUGCCCUGUGGCAGGCAUACCAGAUGCGUUUCGGAUCCCAUCCUAAUGCAUUGGCAGCUGCCGAGUUCAUCAAAAACGUGAGCGCCACAUUCACAAAUGCUCAAGCCCAAGUUGUUCCAUCUACAGGACCUAAUGGGCAGACUUCGACAAGGUUCAUCAUCAGAGGUAUUCGACCUUUGGAAACUGCCUUGACAUUUGACGGGUGKCCCUAUCUCUUUUGCGAAUGGAAAGUGGGUGAUCAACCUUGUGAUCGCGCGUUCGCUGACCCACAGGAGCUUCGCAACCACGUUUUCAUAGAGCACACUGAUGGGGAAGCGGUAGAGCAGCCUGAUCGGUACAACUUCGACAAAGCUAAGCAGUCGCCAAAAGCGUGCCUCUGGGACGGUUGCUCUAAGUACAAGACUCCCAACACCGAUGUCAUGAAGGUUAUAAGACACAUUAGCAGCCAUUUACCUCAGCCGCGUGAACCUAGUGCGCAACCUCCUAUUCCCCAACGUAAGGUCCUCCAGCCGCGCGUUUAUCGUUCUCAAAAGUUCCGCAACACUCCUAUCAACGAACUCAGAGAACCGGUUGGAGUCGCAUACAAGGCCGCAUUGAUUCUGCGUAACUUGACCGAGCAUUUACCAGAAUCUGUUUACGUCUUAGGCCAGAGCGCCCCGGAAGUGCCCAAAGACAAGCUAUUUCUCGCCCGAUUCCAGACUCUUAUCCAAAAAUGCUGUGAAAAUCGCAGUCUGAGUGUGAUCUUGAAUCAAAUCAUCUUCAUCAUUAACACUAUCCCAUCGUCGAAGGAUCAACGUGAAUAG
This is a messenger RNA of Talaromyces amestolkiae, 4875 nucleotides long. RefSeq lists its product as uncharacterized. NCBI's taxonomy places the organism in Eukaryota, Fungi, Ascomycota, Eurotiomycetes, Eurotiales, Trichocomaceae. Gene Ontology annotation, biological process: regulation of DNA-templated transcription. Gene Ontology annotation, molecular function: zinc ion binding; DNA-binding transcription factor activity, RNA polymerase II-specific; DNA binding. The record is from RefSeq and is a predicted model, not a curated record. Bases 1 to 4875 code for a protein of 1624 amino acids. The transcript has 10 exons.